Molecule: messenger RNA, 4056 nt
Organism: Ctenopharyngodon idella (grass carp)
Lineage: Eukaryota; Metazoa; Chordata; Actinopteri; Cypriniformes; Xenocyprididae
Gene: csad
Product: cysteine sulfinic acid decarboxylase
Exons: 15
Coding region: 802-2304 (500 amino acids)
Biological process (GO): carboxylic acid metabolic process
Cellular component (GO): cytoplasm
Molecular function (GO): pyridoxal phosphate binding; sulfinoalanine decarboxylase activity
Source: RefSeq, a predicted model, not a curated record
UCUGUUCCUCGGAAUCUUCGUAUAGCAUUUACCUCUUUAAUUUCAUUUUGAUUCAGCUUUGAUGUUUCAUACAGGUUUUAGUUACCCAAACCCUGGAUCAUGUAGGGUUUCUUUUGUACAGACAAAACAUUAAGAUGGAAUCGUAAUGAAAUUGUAAACUUUGUCAUGAGACUGAUAUCAGCUUUUAAAAUUGAAUUUCCAAUAUCUUUUUAUUUUUCAAAAUGAGUAUUUCAUUGAUGACACCAAAAUGCCUUAAUAUGAAAGGUGCAUACAAAUAUUCACAAGUUCCCUUUUUCCAUAGGAAACACUUUUUCUAUAAGAUAACAGAAUGCUUUUUUUUUUUUGAACCCUGUGACAUUCCAUUCCACUCUUGUGAGUGAGUGUGUGUUGGAUCAUUGUGCAAUCUGACAAACAUACAUGGAGGGAUAUAUCUUUCUUUCAUCAGCAAACUCAGUCUAAUGUGAACUUAGAACAACACUCAGAGUUUGGAAGAUGUUGAACGUUGUACCCCUGUUUUGCAGCGUGCAUUACCCAAAUGAAUGUCUGUGUCAUUAUAUAACAUGCAAAGUUGUUGUAUUGUCCAUUUUUAUUGGUUGCGUGUGCGAGUCACAGUUUUAGCACAGUAAAUAUAUCUGGCCCCCUUCAUCAAAAAAGAUGCAGGACCCUGCCAAUAAAGCCAUCCAAUGGUUUUUCAGAAGGCUGGAUCCUGCAUUAAAGCACUGAGGGUCUCGAGGCAUCCUUACAACAUCAGAUACAGUAGAACUUCACGUGCUCAGUGCAGAAAGGACAGAAAACAUCACAAUGAGUUCAUCUAAAGAAUAUUUGAAUGGCAACGUCCACCUGGAAGAUUCAGACAUGUACGAGUCAGAAGGGAAGCUGUUCCUUACUGAGGCUUUCAAAGUGAUUAUGGAAGAUAUACUUCACAAAGGAACUGACCUGAAGGAGAAGGUGUGUGAGUGGAAAGAUCCAGAUCAACUGAGUGCUCUUCUGGACCUCGAACUCAGAGAACAUGGAGAAUCUCACGAUCAGCUAUUGCAGAGGGUCCGAGAUGUGGCACGAUACAGUGUUAAAACCUGUCAUCCUCGGUUCUUCAAUCAGCUGUUUGCUGGGGUGGACUACCAUGCAUUGACAGGACGGCUCCUCACUGAAACCCUCAACACCAGCCAAUACACCUAUGAAGUGGCUCCGGUUUUUGUCCUGAUGGAAGAGGAAGUGCUCUCUAAGCUCCGCUCUCUGAUUGGCUGGUCAGAAGGAGAUGGGAUAUUUUGUCCCGGAGGUUCCAUGUCCAACAUGUACGCCAUGAACGUUGCACGGUACUGGGCCUUCCCUCAAGUGAAGACACAAGGCAUGUGGGCCACACCACGGAUGGCUAUAUUUACAUCACAACAGAGUCAUUACUCAAUGAAAAAAGCAGUUGCUUUUCUUGGUAUCGGAACGGAAAAUGUUUUCAUUGUACAAGUGGAUGAGAGUGGCAGCAUGAUACCAGAGGACCUGGAGGCUAAAAUCGUGCAGGCAAAAUCACAAGAUGCUGUCCCAUUUUUCGUUAACGCCACAGCUGGUACCACAGUGCAGGGCGCCUUUGAUCCUCUGAACCGCAUUGCUGACAUAAGUGAAAGAAACGGCAUGUGGAUGCACGUUGACGCCGCUUGGGGAGGAAGCGUGCUGUUUUCCAAAAAACACAGACAUCUGGUUGCAGGAAUAGAAAGAGCAAACUCUGUGACUUGGAACCCUCACAAAAUGCUUCUAGCGGGCCUGCAGUGCUCUGUGAUUUUGUUCAGAGAUACCACGAAUUUGCUAAUGCACUGUCACAGUGCCAAAGCAACCUACUUGUUCCAGCAAGACAAGUUCUACGAUACAAGUCUAGAUACUGGAGACAAAUCCAUCCAGUGUGGCCGUAAGGUGGAUUGUUUGAAGCUCUGGUUGAUGUGGAAGGCAAUAGGAACACAUGGUCUUUCAGAGCGCGUGGAUAAGGCCUUUGCCCUCGCAAGGUAUUUAGUUGAAGAAAUGAAGAAAAGGGACAAUUUCCAGCUGGUCUGUAAGGGGAAUUUUGUGAACGUUUGCUUUUGGUUCAUUCCGCCCAGCCUGAGAGGGAAGGAGAACAGUGCGGAUUACCAGGAAAGACUAUCAAAGGUGGCGCCAGUCAUCAAAGAGAGAAUGAUAAAGCGUGGAACAAUGAUGGUGGGAUACCAGCCCAUGGACGAACACGUCAACUUCUUCCGUAUGGUUGUUGUUUCACCUCAGCUGACCACCAAGGACAUGGAUUUCUUCCUGGAUGAGAUAGAGAAACUAGGGAAGGACCUGUAAUUAGUUGGAAUAUGAAUGGUCUACCAAUGUCACAUUAUCCCUUCUCAUCCCGUCACUUUUAAAUUUGUGAUUAUCUAAAGGUUGCUAAAACUUAUUUUGACUUAUGAAUAGUACACAAUACUGACUUCAUUGAAAAAGCAUGCAAAAAAUGUUGCAUCUACAGAGGUCAUAGAGUGAAUGAAUCUCAUAGAUUCUGGCCCACAUACACUACCGUGUAACACUGCACUAAGUUUGGAAUAAUUAAGAUUUGUAAUGUUUUUUUUUUUUUUAAAGAAGUCAUUAUGCUCACCAUUUAUUUGAUCAAAAUACAGUAAAACUGUAAUAUUGUGAAAUAUUAUUGCAAUUUAAAAAAAAAAAAAUUCAAUAUAUUUUAAAAUAUAAUUUAUUCCUUUGACGCAAAGGUGAAUUUCCAGCAUCAUUACACCAGUGUUCAGUGUCACAUGAUCCUUCAGAAAUCAUUCUAAUAUGCUAACAAGCAACAUUUCUUUUAAUUUCUUUUAUUAUCAGUGUUGAAAACAGUUGUUACUGCUUAAUAUUUUUGUAAAAACGUGAUAAACUUCCAUUCAAAAACAAAAAACAAAAAAACAACACAUUUAAUUGAUCAAAAGUGACAGUAGACAUUUAUAAUGUUUAUGUUUUUUAAAUUUCACAUUAUUUUAAAUAAAUGCUGUUCUUUUCAACUUUAUAUUUACUAAAGAAUCCUAGAACUUUUUUUAUCAUGGUUUCCACAAAAAUAUUAAGCAGAAAAAACUGUUUCCAACAUUGAUAAUAAUAAAAAAUGUUUCUUGAGUGGCAAAUCAGCAUAUUAGAAUGAUUUCUGAAGGGUCAUGUGACACUGAAGACCGGAGUAAUGAUGCUGAAAAUUCAGCUUUGCAUCACAGGAAUAAAUUACAUUUUUAAAGUAUAUUAAAAUAGAAAAUGGUUAUUUUAAAUUGUAAUAAUAUUUCACAAUAUUACUGUUUUUACUGUAAUUUUUGACAAAUAAAUGCAGCUUUGAUGCAUAAAAAACUUCUUUCAAAAGCAUGAAAAAAUCUUAAUUAUUCCGAACUUUUGAUUGGUAGUGUAAAUACUGAUUUCAUUUGGCACACCUAAUUCAGGUCUUAGGGUCUACACUAAUGAGCUGACUAUAUAAAUCAGGUAUAUUAAAUAAGGACGACAUCCAAAAUGUGCAGUACAGGGGCCUCCCGGACCAGGAUUGAGAACUACUGCUGAAACUGUAAACCUGAAUGGACAAAAUGAUUCACUGGCAGAAAGCAUUUCUGAUUGGCUAUCCUCUUUUCAGAGCCUAGGGCUGUCACAGAGACAGGUGUGAUUUGUUAUGACACUUAUUUUAGUGAUAUCUGUCAGAUUUUAUGUGUGCUUUACAUUUAGGUAGGCAAAAGAUUUUUAUUUUAGCGAAUUUAUUUGUUUUUUGGUGCCCAUAAUUUAAUAAGGAUAUUUUAUGAAUUAGAUGAUGAUAUAAUGACAUUGUUAAAUUGAGAAUCUGUUAAAUAAUUUGUGACUGUCGUUUUGUUUAACACGAUAUAUGGGUAUAUAUGUCAUUUAUAGGUCAACAUAUGAUAGGCCGAAUAUUUUCCUUUAAGUUGAAAGUUUAUUUUGUCAUUUAUUUUGAGAUUUGUAAACUAAAACACCAAUAUUUUUUACAAAAACCUUUAUGUUAUAAAGAAUAUAAAACAUAUUUUCCCGUUUUCAAAGUGUAAUUUCGCAAGAAGCUCACCAUUUUACAUAUUAAUAAAAUGAAUUCCUUCAUAA